Messenger RNA from Hansenula ciferrii, 1083 nucleotides. Its product is annotated as SWIRM domain-containing protein. Gene Ontology annotation, cellular component: SAGA-type complex; nucleus. Gene Ontology annotation, molecular function: transcription coactivator activity; chromatin binding; protein binding. Bases 1 to 1083 code for a protein of 360 amino acids. Gene Ontology annotation, biological process: regulation of transcription by RNA polymerase II; chromatin remodeling. The transcript has a single exon. NCBI's taxonomy places the organism in Eukaryota, Fungi, Ascomycota, Saccharomycetes, Phaffomycetales, Wickerhamomycetaceae. The record is from RefSeq and is a predicted model, not a curated record.
AUGUCUUCAGAGUUUUCUAUUGGAGCUAUGACUCCAGAAAUCAAUUUAAGUGAUGCACCUAUCAUUCACAGAAAGUCAUCAAAGUCACACUUCAUUGGUCCAAAGUUAUAUGAAGAUCAAUCAAUUCCUUCACCUCCAUUAUCUCCUUAUCAUAGUGCAGAAUCUUCAGCUGCUGGUGCAGUUCAAGCUCCGGUAUCGCAAACCUCUAACAACAACAACAAUGUUUUGAAAGAACUACAACAAAGACAAUUACUCAACAGUGGUAAUGAAAAAAUCGACACAUUUGUUGUUUUAUCAAAUAAUAAAACUGAACUUGGUGAAUUUCCAAUUGAUAAAUAUGAAAACUAUCAAUUGAAUGUUAAUGCUUGGAGUAAUAUUGGAUCUAAAAACUUCAAGAGAGCUCAAAUCAAUUUCAUCAGAGAAUAUACUAACCGUUCUUCAUCAAAACACAAUGGUCAUAUUUCCAAACUUACAAGAAGAUAUGCACCAAGAAGAAUCAUUAGAUCUGUUUAUGAGAAUGGUAAUGGUAAUGUUUCAUCAUCUGUUGGUUAUAAUAGUGAUUCUGACUAUAACAGUCAAUAUGAAAAGGUUAGAACACGUCGUAUUGCUAGAGAAUCAUCUCAAGCAUUAGAAAAUCCUUCAGAUAUUUCAAGAGUUUCUACACCACCACCAGUUAAAAGAAGAAAACCAGUUUCUUCACCAUCAGUUCCACCAAUGGUUAUUGAUUGGGAAUCAAUUCCUGAUUAUUCACCAGAUACUAAUUUAUUACCAAACAAUAAUAGAUGUUUGAAAGUUGAAUGGAAAGGUCAACCAAUGAGUCUUGCUGAUGAUCCAUUACUUGAUAAAUUACAUCCAGCUGAAGCUACAUUAGCAUCAAUUUUAAGAUUACCAUGUAAUUUGUUCUUGGAUUCUAAAAGAAGAUUAUUUGCAGAAAAAGUUACAAGAAUGAAGAAAGGUUUGCCAUUCAGAAGAACAGAUGCACAAAAAUCAUGUAGAAUUGAUGUUAAUAAAGCAAGUAGAUUAUUUGCAGCAUUUGAAAAAAUUGGUUGGUUACAAGAUGAAAAAUUUGAAAAAUUCAUGUGA